Messenger RNA from Strigops habroptila (Kakapo), 6161 nucleotides. RefSeq names its product Kruppel like factor 13 (gene KLF13). Lineage: Eukaryota; Metazoa; Chordata; Aves; Psittaciformes; Psittacidae. Gene Ontology annotation, molecular function: RNA polymerase II cis-regulatory region sequence-specific DNA binding; DNA-binding transcription factor activity, RNA polymerase II-specific. The coding region runs from base 445 to 1278 and encodes 277 amino acids. The transcript has 2 exons. The record is from RefSeq and is a predicted model, not a curated record. Gene Ontology annotation, biological process: regulation of transcription by RNA polymerase II.
CGCCCCGCAGGGCCCGGCGGCUCCGCGGCGCGGCAGCGGGCAGAGCGCGUCCUGCUGUCACACAGAGCGCGAUGGCAGCUCUGCGCGCCCCGUCGCCGUGUCCUGCCGCGCACUCGGGAAGACAGCACUAACUCAUGCGCCAAGCAACAAGCUGCCAGUGCCGGGAUCGACCUGCUCUUCUUUUUCUCUUCUAUUGGACUUCCAACGCUGGUUUUUAUUUCAUUUAGGGACAAGCUGGGUGUGAUCGUCACGAACAAAGUGUGUUUCUGAUGGCUGCUAAAUCAGUCUUUACUGCUACCAAGAGAUCCUAAGAAAUAAGAGAGGGAAAGGUCUGCUUGCAUAGUCUUUGUAAAAAGGGAAAGAGCAGCGUUGUGGGGUUUUUUUUUUUUUUGUUUUUUAAUUUUUUUCCUGUUCUGUUUGGAUUUCUUUUUGAACUUACAAAAAAUGGCAACAGCAGCAUAUGUGGAUCAUUUUGCAGCAGAGUGCCUUGUUUCUAUGUCCAGUCGUGCCGUUAUCCAUAGUCCCAAAGGGGAGCCUGAUCCCCAACCUGGUGCAGCAAUACCUCCUUCAUCAAAUGGAGAAGAUAAGCGGGAAGUCAGAGAAACGGGGAAAGACAAUGGAUCAACAUUACUGGUGGUAGCUAGCAUUUUAGCAGAUCUGAACCAGCAUGUCCCAAACUCACCCGCUCUGAGGAUGGAAGAAACUGAGACCUUGGAUAUCACAGAACAAAUACACAUUUCUAUGGUUCCUAAGGAGUUUGGGGAAGAAAGUGUGUCUUCGGCUGGUAAGCGUGGAGGAGGAAGAGCAGCCACACCUACUAGCCUGGCUGCAGUAACUGAGCCAAGCCCCAGACAAAAGAACAAACGCAUGAGAAGCUGGACUGACCCUGGAUCACCCCAGAAAAAGCACAAAUGCCACUAUGUGGGGUGUGAAAAAGUUUAUGGCAAAUCUUCCCAUCUUAAAGCUCAUCUAAGGACCCACACAGGUGAACGGCCUUUCGAAUGCAACUGGCAAGGGUGUAACAAGAAGUUUGCCCGUUCCGAUGAGCUGGCCCGCCACUACCGCACCCACACUGGAGAAAAGAAGUUCAGCUGUCCCCUCUGCGAGAAGCGCUUCAUGCGCAGUGACCACCUCACAAAGCACGCCCGCCGCCACGCCAACUUCCACCCAAGCAUGCUCAAGAGGCGAAGUGGAAGCAGCUCAAGAACAGGGUCUGUCAGUGACUACAGCCGCUCCGAUGCCUCAAGUCCGACAAUUAGCCCUGCCAGCUCCCCAUAGACCUACCUGCACUGGAUGUCAGCACUUUGUCUCUAAUACCUAAUGUGGAGUUUUGUUUGUGUUGCACACAUUUAAAAAACUCUGUUGCUUCCCCUCCUCGGCAACCCUCCCGCCUUUGGUUUUAAUAGCUGCCUAUUAAAUUUCCAGUCAAAUUUUCUUUACCCAACCACACAAGUGGCUAUUCUAACCUCAUGGACAGACUUACAUGUUACACUUAAUGACUCCUGCUGUCUCAAUAUUUCAUGCAUUUUGCAGCCAUUUACGGAUCCUCUUGAUUAUUCUUUAUAAGAAAAUGAGAAAAUCUUUAAAAAAAAAAAAAAAAAAAAGAAAAAAAGGAAAAAACCCCACUUAAUUCACCUCAGGUGUCAAAGUAGUUUUUUAAGACCUGAUUGCACAACACGAGCAUACAUACACUUACAAAUCAACUGUGUUGGAUUGUGUCCCCCUUCUCCUUUCUCAGGGAUGGAUAUUUAUAUUACACAAUACUUCCAAUGAAGACACACCCUAACCGCAGCCUUACUUUGUAAAUAUAUUUGCACUCGGAAGCUUUUUGUUAGGUUCUUUCACACACUGGGGAAAAAUAAAAACCAAACAAACAAUACAAACCCCAAACCAGUUACUGGAAUGUAGUACCAGACUCUUCCAUUGCUUGUUUUCCUGAUUAUAUACAUUGGGGAGUGUCCAAACUGGAGUCCUGUCUUUCUUCAAGCUGCCCUAUGCUUUUGAUAGUGAGCCAUCUUUUCACUUCAUGCUGAAGAUGCUCCAAACCCAACUUCCUAUUGCAAAAAUCUCUGUGAGGUUGAUAAACUUGUUUGUUUGUUUCAUGCUAGAUAAAAAUCUGAGAAAAAAAGUCUAAAUUAGAUGCCUUAAGUAAGUAACCUAAAUCACAAGGAAGCAUUUUACACUGGGCAACAUAUGAUUGCAAGGUGGCAUGGAAUCUCGGAGGCAUUCUGUUGUCGCACUCUCCAAGUUGUAAGCUCUCUGCACUGCCUGUUCAGUAUGGGACCAACAGAAUAUUCAAAGCAGACAGAAAACAAACCACACUAACUUCUUUAUUGGUUUUUUGUGUUUUUUUAAUGAACUAUGGAAAUAGCAUAACUGAACCUGUGCCCGCCAAAACUUUCAUCAAGGUACUACUUACCUACUGUACAGCUGUAUCUUAGGAAGACAGAUUGGUUAAGACAUAGUUUCUGUGUCCUGCUGCAUCACAAUCAUAGUCACUGAUAAAAGGGUAUAAAUGCAGUUAAGUGUAGCAUGGUGAAAAGAAACUCUCUACACCACACCUGCCAUUUGAUAUCAAGUGAAUGCCUCCAGAUUCCAAAUGAACCUGUAUCUUACUUGCUGCUUUGCAUUGAUCCAAUUUUGCAAGAUUUUAUUGUACUGUAUAUUAACUGUGAGAUGCUAAUAUAGAUUUCCAAGUAGUUUCAUAGGUACUUCCAUAAUAUUUACAUUAUUCCUAAUACUACGCAUUCUAUUAGUUGUAUGGAUAAAUACUUAAAGACAGUUCAAAGUGCAGAUAUUUUAAUAUUUUUUUCAUGCUCAUUUGCUUCAGAUUUCACCUCUAUAAAACCACAAUUUUUCCUUUUGAAUUGGAGAUCCUGUAAGGUAUAAUUCUGUUUCAUUUCACAGAAAAUGAAAGCACAUCGUAAGGGUUUUUUUGUAAGACAACAAAUAUUGUUGAGUUUGUGUGAUGAGUUGCCUGACCACUGUGAGUUAGGGGAAGCCAGAUCUGCUUGUCUCCAUAGAUUUCCUCUUUUCUUGUUUUCCUUUUUAAAAUUAGUCAUCUACCAAGAUAAUACAAUUUUAACAACUUGAUACAAUUCAGGUAACAGGAAUUCACAUUCCAAUCAUUUCUGUGACUGCUAAAAGUGCUCUUGUGCUGUAGUUAGUAAAGAGGCAUUUAAGCUAUCUAGCUAAAGGAAUUCUACAGGUCAGCUGUGUCUUGUGCACAUACUUUGAAACAAGUCAUAAACAUAUUUAUCAUUAUCAUUAUACCUUAACAGAGGAAUGGGGGUAACACAACCAAAAUCAAAAGGAGAACUAAGUAUCAGCAAAAAUCAUAGGCCUCAUGUUCUAAAUUCAGUUUGUUGUAAAAUCAUCUUUUCCAACAAGAGCAUCAUUUAAUCUUUAGCAAAGGAGGAACCACUCCCGUCCAUUUACUGAGGGCAUAACAACUCGGCAUGAGUCAGUAGGUGCAUUACAAACGAGUUGUUUUAAUAGCCUGGAGAAAGAAUAUUUGCACCAGGUUUUAUUAGUACUGUGAUUAUGGGAUAUAAAGAUUAUGGACAACCUAUUUUGUGUGACAUAAGAGCUGUGUAAUCUUCAACUCAAACAGUAGACUAAGCAUUUUAUGUGUAGUCCUCAUAGAUACUACUAAUAAUUCUCCAAGUUUGAACCAAAAAAAAAGGGUUCAGAGUCAAAUUUCCAGUUCAGCCAGUUCGUCCAAUGAGAAGGCUGAGUCUGUGCAUAGCAGCAUCGUUACACUUUCAGGGAAUUCACUGAAAUUUGUCAGUUAAACUUUUAUUUACACCUUGGCUUUAAGUACCUCAGAGCGUGUUGGGCUGACAGUCACACUGCUGUGUUUUAAAAUCCUAGCUAGAGUUUCAAAUUAGAGUUUCAUUACAUGUUUGAUACAUGACAGCUUAAGGAUAAAAUUAUGAAUUCCAAACCACUAGUAGUUUCUAAGACUGAAUGUGAACAAAACUUCUCUUAAUAUUUCCAUACGGAAAGAGAGUGUUUGGGGUUUUCUAGCAUCUGCUAGAUGCUAGGAAAGAAGCAGAAGUACCAGCAAGGUGGUAAGACUUCAUUCUGUGAAGUUUGAACAGCUCAAAUGGUGUUUUGAAAUCUGGGUGCUUAUCUAAACCUCAGAUUUUUACCCUUUUGUUGUUUCACCCAGCACUGUAAGCUCAAACAGUCUCCUGGCAUAGCAACAAAACACUGCACACUCAGGAAAUGCUGCUCUGGCAAGGUGCAGAUUUCUUCCCACUCCUCUCCAUUUGGAGGAGUGUGCAUGUCUCCUCCUGCUUCCUUUCCCUAUGUAAUCUGUUAAGGUGAAUCCCCACAAACUACAAAAUCGCCCUAAUUUUAUUUUCCUUUUAAUUUCAGAAUAUAAAGCCAAGUUCAUUGUUAUUAAGAAAGCCCUGAAAGUUUGUUUGUGUUACUCCAGCCAUAAUUCUAUCUUCCUCUCUAAAAGUUGAGCUUAUCUGCCUUGCUAUACAAAAUGGGUGCAAGUCAAAAUCAUCACUUCACUACCACAAUGCAAAUAAAACUAAAGACACUCUUAGAAACUCAUUCACCCCUUCCACUAACCUCAUCCUCUGCAAGGGCCUAAAGUGCAUUAAUGGCCACAUAAAUUCAGUUUUUAUCCUGAUUCUUAGAAAACAGUCCUGGUAAACUCCUGGCAGCUAGAUUUUAUUGUGAGAAUUGUUUAUAUCUACAAACUAGUUGUUCCUUGCUUUUAUAAUAUAUGCAUAUUAUCUGUUUACAUAACUGCAAAGGUAUGUAUUUAUAGCAAGUCAUCAGAAGUUUCUGGUGGUAACACCUAACUCAUAUACGUAUCCUACCCUUUUCACUGCACUAACCCUUGCAAUAACUUUUAGCUGUGAGAGCCUCUGUACACCUUUAAAACCUCAUUACCUUCUGUGUAGCUGUUCAGCGAUUUCCGUGGUUCAUGCAGCCAGGCAGUACGAGGCUGUGUAAGGAGCUUACCCAUUUCUAGCUAUUCACGGUCACAACUGCUUUUCUCCAGCAGAAUCUGUACUGUGUGAAGUGCAUUUUUGUUUUGGGGAAGAUGGUCUGUGAAGAAAGAGUAAGGAAAAGGAACUCUGCAUACUUUAAGCUUACCUUUUCAUUGCCAUUUAAUUUACUAAUUUCAUAAGGUGAUGCCAACAGACCGACUUUCAGGUGCUCUUUUACUCCAUCACACCAUACAUUCGUGCAUUAGGUGCUAACAUAUAGUCUAUGUCAGUGAAUGGUAUGAUGAACAUCUGUAUUUUUAACUCUUCUGGGAUAAAGCUAUAUCCUUAGGCAGAAGAAAAUAACAGAAUUAUUCUUGUUUACCCCAUAAGCCAGAAUAUAAAAUGCAAAAGCCUAUUCACUGGUAUAGGGUUUUUUACAUAUAAAUAUAAAUAUCUAUAUAUGUGGAUUUAUAGGCAUAUGCACAUAUAUAAAAAUAUGUAUAUAUGUGUAUAUUGCACAGUACGUGUGUGUAUACAUAAAUACACAGCAAUGUGUGUACACUACACGACAAAUAAUGAAGAGAUGUCUACAGAGCAAAAACAAGUAUCCAUUUCAUUAGAACUAGUGAUGGGGCUGAACCAAAAUCCUAGAUCCAAAUGCCAUUGCUUUUGGAAAGCGUGAACCUGUGUUUUGAGAUUUGUGGUUGAGUUCCAUCUCUGGUCACAGCUGCAGUUACAUGUGUAUAUAUGCAUUCUGGGGUCGUGUGUGCAUGCGUCUGCGUGCUUCUUCACAAGCACAUGCCUGUGUGGGUGACAGGAAUAUAUGUGCCAGUAAGUGUGCAUGGGUUUACAUAUAUACUUCCAGCUUUGGUGAACUAUGAUGUUGCCGUGUCAUCUUCACCUGUACAGUUUUAUCAGCAGCACAUGAAUGCUUCCUUGGGUCACUUUGCAACUCUUUAAAUCACUACAUUGAAGUAUUACAGUUGUACAGUUAUACGUUCAUCUAUUCUUGCUCUGCUGUAACUUUUUAUGUAUUUUGUACCGCAUAGAUUAUAUAUUGUGAUAAUGUCCUAUGCAACAACAAUAAAGAAGGGAAAGAAAAGGAAAAAGGGAAGAAAAUUAACAGCUGUAAAAUAUCGUCUUAACUUGUAUGCAUGGUUAGUGACGUUUACAUUUCCCAAAAUAAAACUUAUAGCUAUGAAAUAC